Messenger RNA from Oppia nitens, 585 nucleotides. Its product is annotated as kxDL motif-containing protein CG10681-like. The transcript has 3 exons. Gene Ontology annotation, biological process: lysosome localization. Bases 111 to 551 code for a protein of 146 amino acids. The record is from RefSeq and is a predicted model, not a curated record. Lineage: Eukaryota; Metazoa; Arthropoda; Arachnida; Sarcoptiformes; Oppiidae. Gene Ontology annotation, cellular component: BORC complex.
UUUAAUAAUAAUAAUAAUAAUAAUGAGUCAAAUGUUUAGAAUAAGUUGAGUUUAUUUUAUAAUUAUUGAAUCAAUUAAUUGAAUGUCAAUUGAAUGCCAAUUGUGUGUCAAUGAGUGCAACGAGUGAUCGCUUAACAGAUGACUCAACAGAGUCUAUACAAAGACAGUCAUCCGAUAAGUGUACCAAAAGUGGUGACACUUUCAUCCAUUUAGUGUCUAAUUUGGUUGAAGACAAUCACGUUAUGACUAUUAAUGAUUCACAGAUUAAUAUGUUAUCGCGUUUUGAGAAAACCAACGAAAUGUUAGUCAAUUGUAAUGCUUUGGCAGUCAUUAGGUUUGAAUCAGCAAAUCGUGAUCUCAAGAGAUAUACACAACAAUUAGUUGAUCUCCAGAAAGACUUGGAUUCAGUGUUUCACAGAAUAAAGUUUCUUAAACUCAAACUAACUCAACAAUAUUCACAAGCGUUUAAAGAUUGUGGUAAUGUUUUCAAUCCAUUCAAUGAGGAAGAAGAAGAGAUUAACGAAGACUUGAAAGAUCUUAGUAUUAAUUAAUGUCUGAUAUUUUGUUAACAGAAAUCCAAUUGUU